This is a messenger RNA of Hemicordylus capensis (graceful crag lizard), 4444 nucleotides long. It is a transcript of the gene KANK4, whose product is annotated as KN motif and ankyrin repeat domains 4. NCBI's taxonomy places the organism in Eukaryota, Metazoa, Chordata, Lepidosauria, Squamata, Cordylidae. The transcript has 10 exons. Gene Ontology annotation, molecular function: protein binding. Gene Ontology annotation, biological process: negative regulation of actin filament polymerization. The record is from RefSeq and is a predicted model, not a curated record. Bases 327 to 3473 code for a protein of 1048 amino acids. Gene Ontology annotation, cellular component: cytoplasm; cytoskeleton.
CUGCAGCGAGCGAGAAGGCUCGUAAACUCUGCUGAGAAGAAGCCCCGCUGCCGAAGCCCCUCGCUGGACUCCAGAGAGCGCUAUGCUGCCGGCCGAGGGAGCGGGGCUGCAGGAGGAGUAGCUGCAGCAGCAGCAGCAGCCCACAAGGCGCAGGCAGGGCACCGGACCCAAGAGGGGCGGACGCUGCCUCUGCGCGGCUGAUGGGCUCACUCCAGCCAGCGGCCAGCUGCAGUCAGAGCCACGGCGGGGCCCAGGUAGACUAAAUUUCUUCAGGUGAUCUUCUAACUGAUGGCUUGACAUCCCCAGACUGGGCAAAGUUCAGCAUUAUGGAGAAUACAGAAGCAGGUGACUGGGCACCAAAAGCAGAAGAUAUAGAUCCCCCAAAAAGUCCUUAUUCUGUUGAAACACCCUAUGGCUUCCAUUUAGAUCUUGACUUCCUGAAAUAUGUAGAUGACAUUGAAAAAGGAAAUACAAUGAAGAGGAUUCCAAUUCACAGGAAGGCAAAGCAUCCAAAAUUCAGCACACUGCCCCGAAAUUUCAGCCUUCCAGAAAAUGGAUCCAAAGCCUACUCAUCCUCUCCAAAUAAGAGCUUGUUCACACAAAGAAAGGCCUCCUUAGGGGCAAAGGAAAGCCCCCUUCUUGUCACAUCCAGUGACACAUCUCCAUUUUCAGCCCAUCCAAAUGAGCCAAGCUGUAGAAGAAAAGCCCUCUUAAAAGAGACUGUCAAACAAGACUCCAUGCAUCAUGAUGAGGAGACGAGCAACUGCAGAGGGAGGCCUCAGCUGCUGAGGGCAUCUAGUAUGCCUGCCACACUGCCACCAAGCCAACAUUCAGAGGAAGAAACUCAACCAGCAACUUCUCCGCCAUUGACAUAUUUUCAGCCUUCUGAUGGAAAGGGGGUAGAAUUUGAUUUUACUGCUGCAAACAAAUCAUUGGACUUCGAUCACUCAAAAGGUUCUUCAUUAAUAGCCCCUAUAGAUGUAAAACAUGUAAAACAGCACAUUAAUAUGGCAGUCCAGGAUAGCGAAAAGCCUACUGGACAGCAGGAGAAAACUAUCCUUGUGCUAGACCAGCAACAGACAGAGCUUCCUAAGGAGGAAGUACAACUCAAUGCUCCAUGGGAAAACCAACACUUAAUAUCUCAGGAAUUGCUUGUGGUUACUGAGAGUGUAGAUGAGGAAUGUGAUGCAGCAGAGACAAAUCCUUGUCCACCAUCAGUCCAGAGUGGAUUGACCUCUUCCAGGGCCUUGGAAUACAUGCCUGAAAACCAGAUUCCAAAAGAAAUAGAAUUAAACAUAUGUGAGACUGUUCCAGAGGUACUAGAGGAGGAUGAGGUUACAAGUUCUGAUACUAGAGAGAAGGAAAUAAACUUGAAUCUUGAGCCUUUGCCCUCUGAAGAACCAAGCAAGAUUAUAGCUUUAAAGCAGCAUAUUGCCAUUCUAGAGAAGCAGCUAAAUAACAAAACUGAAGAACUUGAGCAGAUCCGAGUAGUUAUGAAGCAACAGGAUAAGGAGAUCAAAGCAAAGGAGAGGAGCAUUGAAAUGCUGGCAAGCUCCAGAGCACAAUUAGAAGAAAAACUCUGCUUCGAGGGCACCAAAGAAAUUAAACCAACCAUGCAGGCUAAAAGUGUCCACCAAUACCAUGAUGUCGCUGUGAAUACUGAACGUAUGCAUGACAAGGUAACCAAGGAGGCAUCUGACAAAGGGGUCAAUGUAAGCAUCAGUGUACCUACAGAGUCUGUAGGGUGUGAGGUGGAAUAUGGAGCUGAUAAUAAGAAUAUUCAGAUCAAAGACAUAAGCAGAAAGCUCUUCCAUGCAGACCAUGAGAUAUCAAGCAUUUCUGUUAGUUUGGGGAAGUCCGAUGGCACAUUUUUUCAGAGACAGAAAGAGAUGGAAGGGGAUAUUGACUCUUCCACCCUUGAAGGAAAAUUCGGUGAGCUGAAGAUUGAUGAACACAUUGAUAAUAGCAACUUUCAGAAUGAAGUAUACGCUUAUGAAACACAGUUUUCUGCUACUAGUGUUUCAAGUGGAGAAAGCUGCUCAGGGAUUGCUGAUUCAGAGAGAGGAGGAAAUAAAAGUGUUUUUAAAGAGUUUAAGCAAGAUCUGAAUGAGGAGGAAAGCUGCCCAGAACCAAAGGGUUCACCUGCAGAUCCCACCGUAGGCCAGUAUGUAAAAAAAAUCCAGGACCUUUUACAAGAGCAGUGGAUGUGCCUAGAACACGGAUAUCCAGAACUGGCCAGUGCAAUAAAGCAACCUGCCUCAAAGCUCAGUUCCAUCCAGAAUCAGCUCGUAAAUUCCUUGAACUUGCUGCUCUCUGCCUACUCGACACAAACUCCAACAGACAAGGAGAAUUCAAACACGCAGUAUCAACAGUUGGAAAUCUCUCCAAGCACAAGUCUUAAAUCUAUUAUGAAAAAGAAAGACACUGGUUUCCAUUCAGGAGGUAACGGCACCAAAAAGAACCUUCAGUUUGUUGGGGUAAAUGGUGGUUAUGAAACAACAUCCAGUGAAGAUUCAAGUUGUGAUGAAAGCACCUCAGAAGGGAAUUCAGAUAGUGAAACUGAGAGGAAAUAUGGCCAUGAUGAACAUAAAUGGCAGGAUGAUGGCACUGAAGGUGAACAUCCAGCAUCUGGAACUUCCCAGAAUAUGAGAAGAGACUAUAAAGAUCCAGAAGAACUAGAAGGAACCUCAAGAGCAAGCUCUCAGCACAAGAUAGAGAGAUUUAAACCCUCUGCAGAUUUUCUGAAAGGAUGCCAGAUCCUGAGCAAACAGCUGUCGGAAAUAAGGACCACCAAGGACAAAUUACUGAGACACACUUUAAGCACCAUCUGCCAGGAGUGGUUCCGAAUCUCAAGCAGGAAAUCCUCCAGCCCGGAAAUUGUUGCAGUGUAUCUCCAAGAAGUCGAGGCAAUUCACCCACAGUUACAGAACAUAAUUGUAAACUUAGCUGAUGGGAAUGGAAAUACAGCACUUCAUUACAGUGUUUCUCAUUCCAACUUUCGGAUUGUGAAGCUUCUUUUAGAAACAGGUGUCUGUGAUGUGGACCAUCAAAAUAAAGCCGGGUAUACAGCAGUCAUGAUCACACCACUAGCAUCAGCAGAGACUGAUGAAGAGAUGGAAGUAGUCACAAACCUGUUGAAAGAAGGCAAUGUUAACAUAAGGGCAAGUCAGGGAGGCCAGACUGCCUUAAUUCUGGGGGUGAGUCAUGAUAGAGAAGAUAUGGUGAAAGCCUUGUUGUCAUGCGGUGCUGAUAUAAAUCUUCAAGAUGACACUGGGUUGUCACCACUAAUGGUUGCUUGUCAGUACAGUAACAUCGAGAUUGUAAAGCUUCUCUUGACCCAUCCAAGCUGUGAUACCACAUUAAAUGACAAGGCUGGUAAUUCUGCUUUGUCCAUAGCUGUGAAAUCUGCCCACAUGGAAAUUGCAGAGCUCCUCCGGACCCACAUAAAGCACAACCGGCCUCUGAAUACAUAAAGGGAAAUAGAACAUUCUAUGUGCGGGAAUGAGAAAUUGAUAACAAAAGACUCAUUCUUUUAGCCAACUCUGUAACCAAUUUAUAUGCCAAUGAUCGUAGCUGAUAACUGCUGAUUUCUCUACUUAUGGAAUGGAGGAACUAUGUCAGCUAUUUGCAUACAUUCCUAAUAGAUGAGUCAGUCUCUUAAACCUGCUUUUUGUAGCCUUAACCUAUGCACAGUGGCACAAAUAACUCCCCGUGGUUAGAUUAUUGUGUUGUCUUUUAUUAACAGUAAUUGUACUUUCAGAAGUCAGGUUUGCUAGUCACUUCUUAAGCAGGUCUCAGCUUUGAGCUUAUUUAUGAGGUCUCAAAGCAUUUAUUCUUUGACAAGCACAGAGAAGCAGGUUGACUGACCCUGAGGAAUAGCACUGUGUUUUCCAAGAGUGACAGCAUCAAGUAUGCAGUUUUGUAUGCUAAAGGGUAAGUGCUUCAAAAGAUGACAACAUCGCACCAAAGCUGUUCCAGGUUCAAUAAAGGCAGUGGCGUUGUGAGCUCUGGAGGGUCUUCCAACCUGCCAAGCCCGACAUUCCUCACUAUUUUAAGGGUGGGAGCACUGCACCCUGCCAUGCCACUAUUUCCUUCGGUCGCCCAUCUGCCUCCUUGCUCUACCUCUGUCUCCUCCUCCUCCUCCUGCUGCCACCGUCAUUGCUCCUUGGCACUCGCAGAGGGGAGUAAAUAGAUGGACUGGUUCCUCCAGCCUAUCUAUCCACCUCAAGUGCUGGCCAGAAAAUGGUUGACGCGCAUGCGCCCUGAUGCAUCAGGCACAUGAAUGGUCGCUGCCAUUUCCCAGCUGGUGCUCAUGGCAGAUAGGUGGGCUUUUUCUGUCUCUGGCAUGUAGGAUUGGAACCUAUCUAUGUGCUCCUCACUGUGAGCACCAGUGGGGAAAUUAUGGUGGCAGCAGAGAAGGAGAUAAAGAUGGAGAAAGAGACAG